UGUCUCUUAUUACACCAAAGGGAAACACGUUUUGCACCUUGCGUACCUUUAGAAGACUAAAAGUCAGGGAAAACGCGGAAUUUGAGUUGAACAAACUUACUUUUGUUUGCACCUGAUGCGACCCUCUGACUGCAGGAAAAAGCCUGGUGAUGUGGAUGUGGUCUUUACGCGCUGGAGCUGUGCAAAACUCGACGUUUAACAGUAAACCGGGACUUUAAAACCAUAUUGUAUUUUCGUUUAUUUCCUUAUAUUUUUGUCUGAACAGUCACAUGACGCAAAGUUUCGCUUGGAGUCCAGGUUUUGUGGUGAGACCGUGUGCCUGCCAAGUGGAGUCGCGUGUCUAUUUGCUGCUAACCCACAAGGAAACAUGAACGUCUCCUUCUUCGACGUGACCCAAGGUGCACUGUUUAACGGGAGUCAGACCCUCGCCGGAACUCUGGCGACAUACACCGGCAAUGGCACAGAUAACGUGGUGACCGGCGACGGCGGAGGGUCCCUGGUGCUGCUGCAAGAAGAGCGUAAGCUGUUCGUCAUGCGUGUGGUGCAAAUCGCAGUGCUGUGCGUGCUGUCACUCACCGUCGUGUUCGGUAUAUUUUUCCUCGGGUGCAACCUGAUGAUCAAGUCGGAGAGCAUGAUUAACUUCCUGGUGAAGGACCGGAGACCAUCCAAAGACGUGGAGACGGUCAUGAUCGGGCUCAGCUAGAGGAGGGAGAGCAGGCAGGCACAGCUGAAAACUGGAGCGGGGGAUCCGGUAUGAGGAUCUGGUGCGCAUUCCCAACCGCAGGUCAAGAUCUGCAUCUGCAUGUACUUCAAAGACGCUCUCUCUGUGUCCUAGUGAGGAAAGAUAUGCAAAAACUUCACAUUUCCUUCCGAAAAUGACCACAGGAAAGUAGUCCAACGACCAAUGUUUGUGCGUAAAGUUCGUGCGUAACAGACAGUUGUUUACACGUGGGCCGAUCUGUUGAAUCUUUUGAGUGAAUUUAAUAUUGCCAACUUGAACAGAGUGACGAAAUGUUUACAAGCUGUUACCUCAUUUUUUGUGUGGUUAUUAUUUUUUCUUUUUUGUAAAUUUGAAAUGAUUGUUAAUGAAUGUUUUUAAAACUGUCAAAAGCAUGAUUGUGAAUUCUUAUAGUUCCACGUCUGCCAGUGUACUCCGUGGACUUGAUGGAUAUGUGGGUAUUCUCUAUACGAAGUAUUUUUCUUGGUCUCUUAGUUUGGUAAAUACACUAAAUACUGAAAUCUUGCACGUUUUUCAACAAACUCCGUCACAGCUUUAUGGAGUGAUUCUGGUCCUGUUUGGCAUGCUCGCUAAUUGAUCUGUAAAGUGAUUUUUGGACCCGUUUUGCACUUUUGAAAUCACUGAUGCUGCAUGAUUUUGUAAAAAAAAAAAAAAAAAAAAAAAAAAAGAAAAAGAAAAAAGAAAAAAAAGAAGAAAACAAAAAAAGGAAAAAAAAGAAAACCAAAUAACCUUUGAACUUGAAAUUGCAGCAUGCAAUUAAAACAUUGGAAUUACCAUAUUAA
Lates calcarifer (barramundi perch) is the source of this 1521-nucleotide messenger RNA. It is a transcript of the gene rprml, whose product is annotated as reprimo-like. Bases 368 to 703 code for a protein of 111 amino acids. The transcript has a single exon. The record is from RefSeq and is a predicted model, not a curated record. NCBI's taxonomy places the organism in Eukaryota, Metazoa, Chordata, Actinopteri, Centropomidae.